This is a messenger RNA of Prorocentrum cordatum, 1593 nucleotides long. NCBI's taxonomy places the organism in Eukaryota, Dinophyceae, Prorocentrales, Prorocentraceae. The record is from the annotation of a GenBank genome assembly.
AUGCGGCGCGCGGGCGUGCCGCCGCAGAACGCGCUCGCCAGCGACGCGGCCAAGCCCAGCCAGAAAAUCACCCAGGCCGCGCACAAUCCUGGCAAGCUCUUCAAAGACAUAACAAAGCGCACCCCUGAAGAGGAAGAGGAUACUGACGUCUACACGUGGACACCGCCGUGCCAAUAUAUAAGCCAGAACGGUCUUCGACAGGGAGCCAGUAGGCCAAAGCAGACUGGCAUGCUUAUCAAGAAGGCGAUGCAGUACAUCAACAACAAGAAGCCCAGGAUGACGAUCUUCGAAAACGCUUUCACGAUGACCCACAAACAAUUCAAACCCGUGCUGGAUGGCGUCGUCAAGGCCUUGACCAGCAUCGCCUACACUGCGAACUACAGCGCGCUGGGUUCACGUGACUACGGCCUUCCACAAGAUCGACGCUGGGUGUUCGUGGUGGGCACCAGGACAGACGCCAUCAAGCAUGCAUUCAAUUGGCCCCAUGUCACAAAGCCUUGCCCCAGCAUCAACGCGAUCUUGGACGCUUGGAAACCCACCGACAGGGCGAGCCGCCUGCCUACUGUCGAGCGCCAAAAGGAUGCGUGCAAGACGGCCUACAAGGAGUGUUUCGCUUACGGGCGCGACCCUCGUUCCACGCCCAUCCUGUUGAUCAAGCUACAAGGUUUCGAACUGACUGAUAUCCCGUGGACGACGCAGCAGAUCAGCAAGCGCCAGGCGGGCCAACUCAUCGGCAACGCUGUGUCCGUGAACACGAUAGAGGCAAUUCUCGUGGAGGCCCUGUGGAGCUCAAGUUUGGUCGAGAAGAAGGAUGAGAACACCGACGAGGCCAAGGAGCGGCUUGAAUGGGCGGUCGGCGAACGACGUUCAAUGCCUGCGACGAUGGCGGAUGUGGCUGACGAAGGGAUGCGCUCGACGAGAAUGCUCGGCAAUGAUGACUACGAGGUUUGGCACGUCAGCGGCAACUCGCGGAGCAUGGGUUUCGAGCGCGCUGUCCCUCGCGACAUUGUUAACAGGUGCAUUCAGAGGAUGAGGUCUUACAUGGACAUGUUUCUCCAGACCACUCUGGACUUCCCCAAUCGUGACCUCAGCAAAGUCCGGCGCAUGUGGCUCGUGCGGGCGCCCUAUAAGUGCAGAGGGCCCCACGCAUUGACAAAAGGGGUUAAGAGAACACUGCGAGUGAUGAUGGGGGGCGAAGCUGAAUUCAUUCGUCAGCGCCGCAAGGCUGCGAGGCUCGCUGACGAUUCGAUCAGGGAGGUCUGGCCAGGCUCGAACUGGCGCGCCACGCGCCAGGAGGAGCUCGACUUUCUGAAGAACAGGUGCGAUGCCAAACGAUUCAUUGCAUACUCGGCGAACGUCCUCCCACCGCAGGAAGUGGCGCAUGCUGUCUGCGAAGGCGCCGCCGCCAGACACAAGGAGCAACUUCCUGAUCAGUUGGCCUGGGCGCGUAAGACCGAGCGCGCGCGAGCGGCCGCGCCGGGCGCGCCAGCGGCCGCGCUCCUAGAAACUGUCAAGGGGAAACCAGUUUUCGUGGAUAUAUAUUGCGGGUCACAAGAGGUGGCUGCCGCACUCAUCGCAAAUCGCUUGAAAUAA